Messenger RNA from Pelodiscus sinensis (Chinese soft-shelled turtle), 777 nucleotides. It is a transcript of the gene POLD4, whose product is annotated as DNA polymerase delta 4, accessory subunit. Gene Ontology annotation, biological process: DNA-templated DNA replication; DNA synthesis involved in DNA repair. The record is from RefSeq and is a predicted model, not a curated record. Gene Ontology annotation, cellular component: delta DNA polymerase complex. NCBI's taxonomy places the organism in Eukaryota, Metazoa, Chordata, Testudines, Trionychidae. Gene Ontology annotation, molecular function: DNA-directed DNA polymerase activity.
CCGAGCCCCGGGAGUUCCCAGCGGCCCAGGGUGCAUGCACCGGCAUCCCAGGCCAGGGGCGCCAGAUUCAAAAGCCGGUCGUCCAGGAGCCAAGGGGGAGAGACGGAGCCCCGCUUGGGUGGCAAGGUGGUCGGUGCGGUGAGCGGAGGACGCGGCGGGACCGGCAGCGGAGGAACCCCGCGGCCGGAGAGGCCGGGAGCCAUGGGCAGGAAGCGGCUUAUCACCGACUCCUUCCCGGUGGUGAAGAAGCAGCGGCAGGACCCGGACACCAAGUUGGGGAGCCUACAGCCAGAGGCUGCACCGGAUCCACCUGAUUCCCACCCGGGUGGCUCCCUGUACCCGGCCCCGCUGGAGAUGCUCAGACAGUUUGACCUCAGCUGGGAGUAUGGACCCUGCACUGGGAUCACCCGGCUGCAGCGCUGGGAGCGGGCCAAGUCCCUGGGGCUAAGUCCCCCUGUUGUGGUGCUGGAGACACUGCUGGAGCAUGAGGGAGACCCCAGCUUCACCCACUGCCUCUGGCAUGCCUACCCCCUCUGAGGGAGCACAGCUGCCCCAAUACUGAGAGGAAGAGAGAAUCAUGCUGUCAUCUGGACUCCAUGGCAUUUUCUCUGGUUUCUGAUUGGACAAUGGCUCUACACUCAGAUUAAAAGGGGCAUCCCUGGUGACUGGGGUAUUCAGGGCCUACACUGGCUGGGUAAACCCCAAGCCUAGACCAAGCUGAGCUUUUUUCCAUUAGCUGUUGAUGUUGCGAUGCGAGAUUAAAGGCUUGUUUGAGAA